AUGUUUCUUUACAUUUUUCUUAUCUUUUUUGGGAUCUCUGUGGCUGCUGGGAUGGAGAGUGGUAUUACAGGAGGAAAAGAAGCUAAACUUCAUUCUAGGCCAUACAUGGCAUCUCUCCAGAAUAACGGACAUCACACGUGUGGAGGGAUGCUGAUUAAACGUGAUUAUGUACUGACAUCAGCACACUGUUUAAAUGAGUUCACAGUUGACUUAGUAGUUGUUCUGGGAGCACACAAUAUUAGCACACAGGAGAACAGCCAGCAGAAAAUCAAUGUGAGGAAAUACAUUCGACAUCCAUUGUUUGAACAAAACAACUACAGCCAUGAUAUCAUGUUACUAAAGCUAAAGACCAAAGCCAAGAUAAACAAAUUUGUGAAAGUUAUGCCUCUUCCUAAGAAAAAUGGAAAAACAUUAGCCAAUAUGAAAUGCUCCAUUGCUGGCUGGGGUAUAAAAAACCCAAAAGAUGAUCGUGCAUCAAGUGUGUUGCGGGAAGUCACUCUCAAAUUGCAGGAGAAUUCACAAUGUAAAAAAAAGUGGCAGGAAUACUUUAACUCUGAUAGAAUGAUCUGUAGUGUUUCAGAUGGGAAAGACGCUUUUUGUCAGGGUGAUUCGGGAAGUCCUCUUAUCUGCAAUACUAAACCGCAAGCAAUCGCUACAUUUACCUUUGAUGGUGACUGUACAAAUAAAAAGUAUCCUGAAGUCUACGUAAAAAUCGGCUACUUCCUCCCCUGGAUUAAAAAGAUGAUUGGUAAAAAAUUGGUUAUAUGA
Molecule: messenger RNA, 768 nt
Organism: Xyrauchen texanus (razorback sucker)
Lineage: Eukaryota; Metazoa; Chordata; Actinopteri; Cypriniformes; Catostomidae
Product: granzyme B-like
Exons: 5
Coding region: 1-768 (255 amino acids)
Biological process (GO): proteolysis
Molecular function (GO): serine-type endopeptidase activity
Source: RefSeq, a predicted model, not a curated record